UACACAGUCUAAAAAAAGAAAAAGAAGAGUAGCCGCCAUUGGUUUUAUUCGCAGACAGAAAUGGGAAAAAAUGCAAGCGAAGUGUAUGAUUUAGUGAUAAUUUGUGAUUAGUUUUGUAGUGUAUAUAUAGUUCCAUAUGUGCGCAUAGUUUGCAAAGUGUCACGUGCAUUAAUUACGAUUGAACUACAACUGCAGAAGAAGCUUUGUGACGAAGACGUGAGUUAAAGAAGGAGAACAGUGAAGAAAUAAAUUUAAGUCUAUAUAAAAUCGUUAAAAAAGAGAAAAAGAAAAAGUUAUCAUAAAAUGUGAAAGAAAUGUUGUAAAUUGAAAGGUGAAAAAUUUAAUUUUUUGUGAAAAUUGGCAAGAGGACAGCCUCAAAAUAAGUUUUCCGGCCCAUUGGGGGGUCGGGCGGAUGCCUGUACCCCCCACCAGUGAUCUACUGGCGACAAUAACGAUGUUUGAGCAACAGAUCAAGUCCGAACCGAUGGGCUUCUAUUCAACAUGCCCACCACCACCGCAAAUGGGUCAACCGUUGCCACCGCGAUCCGUGGAGCAGGCCAAUGAGCAGACCGUAAUCUCCUUGCAGGACGACAAGGAUAAUUCCAUGCAACCGCAAUCAUUAAUUGUGCCUCAACCACCAGAUACGCCAAUGUCUAAUGUAUCAGAUGUGGCAAAGCCAGAAUUACCCCAAUCAAGCUCGCAUGGGAUGCAGCAUUCAAUGUCUGGACAAUCCAAUUCAGCAACUGGGACGCACACAUCGCGCAGUAAACCGCAGGCGUGCAAAGUCUGUGGCAAGAUACUCUCAUCAGCCAGUAGUUAUUAUGUUCACAUGAAGCUACAUUCAGGAACAAAGCCCUUCCAGUGCACGGUUUGCGAAGCAGCUUUCUGUCGUAAGCCGUACUUAGAGGUCCACAUGCGGACACAUACAGGAGAAAGACCCUUCCAAUGCGAUUUAUGUAUGAAGAGAUUUUCACAAAAGUCCUCCUUGAAUACACACAAAAGGAUUCACACAGGCGAACGACCAUUCAGGUGCCAUUGCGGGAAAACCUUUACACAAAAGUGUGCACUUACAUUGCACUCACGAAUUCAUACGGGGUAUUGGAGCAUAAAUAAACCAUUUAGCUGUGGAGAAUGUCAGUCCUCGUUUACCAGGAAGCCGUAUCUCGAUAUACAUAUGAGAAUCCACACGGGUGAAAAACCAUUUCAAUGCGAAAUCUGUUCUAAAAGGUUCACUCAGAAGUCGACACUGAACAUUCACAAACGUAUACAUUCUGUCCAGCUUAAGCCAUAUGAGUGUCAGCAAUGCCCAGCAAAAUUUUCCCGGAAACCGUAUUUGGAUAUCCAUUAUCGUACGCACACGGGCGAACGCCCAUUUGAAUGUGAAGUGUGCUUGAAGAGGUUCAGUCAAAAGUCAUCGCUAAACAUCCACAAGACAAUACACACUGUGCAAGGACGACCUUUUCAGUGCACGGAAUGUCCAGCGGCGUUCUGUAGGAAACCAUAUUUAGACAUUCACGUGAGAAUCCACACGGGCGAGAAGCCAUUCCUUUGUGACAUUUGUCUCAAGCGAUUCACGCAGAAAUCAUCGCUUAAUAUUCAUAAAAGGAUUCACACUGGUGAACGUCCCUACGCUUGUGAUAUAUGCAAUAAAACCUUUGCAGUUAAGAGCUAUGUAACUGCACACAGAUGGUCUCAUGUUUCUGAAAAGCCACUAAGUUGCGAUCGUUGUUCCAUGACGUUCACAAGUAAAUCCCAAUUCGCCAUACACAUCCGGACUCAUUCAGCUGGGCAGAACUAUGAGUGCAAUAUCUGUGGACGCACAUUUAUAAGGGACAGUUACCUAAUUCGGCAUCAUAAUCGGGUGCACAGGGAAAAUCGCACCACAGCAAAUAGUAUUGCGACAAUAAAUAGUGUAGCAUCAGGCCAUGUUGAGAGUGGCCAAAAUUCAGGAAAUGUGGAUUUUGAUUCAAAUAAUUCUCAAGUUUGCGAUCUCAGGUAUGUGUCAGAAUUGCAACUGAACGCCUCACCAGCUGUAUCUCAAAUGUCUUCGCCUGGUAUUCCCGCCGAUCGAGUGAUGAUGAAUGAUCGCAGCAAUGCCAUGACGGUGAUGAAUGGAGGGACACCUGGAGCACAGUCGAAUGAUCGCAGCAGCAAUGGGAGUAGCAAUGGUUCAGCUGGCCCAAUGGUUAGUGAUGGGUCUCAAUUCUAGGACCAUGCUAGGCAGCAGGAGAGAGCAGCCAUACAGAAUCGCGUUCUACAUGAGCGUGCGUUGCAGGAGCGUGCCAUACAGGAAAGGGUAAUGCAGGAGCGUGCACUACAGGAGCGCGUAAUGCAGCAGGAGAGGGUGAACAUACACACACCCAUUGGGAUGACUGGUCACGUUAUACAACACGAUGCAGCACGCAUCGAGAAGAACGUGAUGCCCGGAACUAUUGCUAGUCCAGGAUCUGUUUGAUCCUCGUAAGCGGAAUUCGAUAACAACACGUGUUCUAAAUGUGAGUGAAGCAACAUCCUUAAUCUAAUCCGUUGCCAGUACCUCUAAAUUUCAAACAAAAACAAACGUAGAUGUAUAGAAAUCACCUUUAGGAGAAAAGAAAAAAAUCCGCAAAUCCAUAAAAAUUAUCAAUGAAUGGGGAAAUGCUAGGGAAUUUAUUUAAAAAACACAAAAUUGUUGAUCAAAAAUAAUGCAAACAUGUUGUUUUCCAUUGAAUAUUAUCCUUCUGGGGAUUUUAUAAGACUUUAAUUUUUACAAACUGAAUAAUAAGUUAAAAGAAUGUUAAGUUCCUUAUUUGAAAAAUUUUCUGGAAUAAUUUUUCAAGUCAAGUUGGGCAGCUUUUCAUUUUUCCUCAUUCGUUUUUCAAUAGUUUCUCAAAGAAUAAUAAUCUUUUAAAAAAAACAUCUCCUUGCAGGAUAAUAAACAAGGAAAACUAUUCUAACGUGAGGUAGAAAAAUUCGAACAAAACACAAAAAUUGCAAUUAUGUUAAUUCCCAAUUUAUUAGAGAGAUGAUAAUAAAUAGAAAAAAUAAAACACUUGGGAAGAAAAAUAUUAGAAAAAAACAAUUCUCUCACACAUCCACAGGUAUACUGAAAACAAAAUAAUAAUUUAAAAAUAAAAAAAAACUUGUAACUUGUAUUUUUGUAAAAUAAACUAUAUACACACACGCCCAUAAA
This is a messenger RNA of Lutzomyia longipalpis, 3172 nucleotides long. Its product is annotated as zinc finger protein OZF-like. Gene Ontology annotation, molecular function: DNA-binding transcription repressor activity, RNA polymerase II-specific; DNA-binding transcription activator activity, RNA polymerase II-specific; RNA polymerase II cis-regulatory region sequence-specific DNA binding. The transcript is spliced from 14 exons. The coding region runs from base 413 to 2209 and encodes 598 amino acids. Lineage: Eukaryota; Metazoa; Arthropoda; Insecta; Diptera; Psychodidae. Gene Ontology annotation, cellular component: nucleus. Gene Ontology annotation, biological process: regulation of cytokine production; regulation of immune system process; negative regulation of transcription by RNA polymerase II. The record is from RefSeq and is a predicted model, not a curated record.